Messenger RNA from Phaedon cochleariae (mustard beetle), 2023 nucleotides. Lineage: Eukaryota; Metazoa; Arthropoda; Insecta; Coleoptera; Chrysomelidae. The record is from the annotation of a GenBank genome assembly.
UCAGGUCAGAUGAAGACGACCCAAGUGGGAGCAAGUAUACUAGAAUGGAAGACGACAAUAUACAGGACAAGGAACGAUUUGCAAGUAGGGAGAACCAUUGCGAGAUCGAGAGGAGGCGACGGAACAAGAUGACGGCCUACAUCACGGAACUGUCAGACAUGGUGCCGACUUGCAGCGCCCUCGCCAGGAAGCCGGACAAGCUCACCAUACUGAGGAUGGCGGUGGCGCACAUGAAACAACUAAGGGGCACUGGAAACACGAGCACCGACGGCACCUACAAACCCUCCUUCCUGACCGACCAGGAGCUGAAGCACCUGAUCCUGGAGGCGGCCGACGGAUUCCUGUUCGUGGUCAGCUGCGACACCGGUCGCGUCAUCUACGUGUCCGACUCGGUGGCGCCCGUGCUGAACUUCUCUCAGAACGACUGGUACGGCACCUGCCUCUAUGACAACCUGCAUCCGGAGGACGUCGAGAAGGUGCGGGAGCAGCUGUCGACGCAGGAGCCGCAGAACACGGGCAGGAUUUUGGAUUUGAAGACCGGGACGGUGAAGAAGGAGGGCAAUCAUUCUUCCAUGAGGCUAUGCAUGGGCUCGAGGCGGGGCUUCAUCUGUCGGAUGAAGGUAGGCAACCUGCCGGCCGAGAGCAUGGCCGCCGGCCACCUGAAUCGGCUCAAGCAGCGGAACAGUCUCGGGCCGAGCCGGGACGGGCAGAACUUCGCGGUCGUCCACUGUACGGGGUACAUCAAAAAUUGGCCGCCCUCAGACAUGUUCCCAGGCGUGCAGCUCGACCGACAGACGGAGGACGACCUGCACGCGCAGACGCACUGCUGCCUGGUGGCCAUCGGCCGGCUGCAGGUCACCUCGACGCCGAACACCAGCGACAUGGCGGGGUCCGGCGGCGGCGCCGAGUUCAUCUCCCGACAUUCGAUGGACGGCAAGUUUACGUUCGUGGACCAAAGGGUGAUCGGGCUGUUGGGGUACGCGCCGCCUGAGCUGCUCGGGAAGAGCUGUUUCGAUUUUUUCCAUCCCGAGGAUCAGACGCACAUGAAGGACAGCUUCGAACAAGUGUUGAAACUGAAAGGGCAAGUCCUCUCGGUGAUGUACCGAUUCCGGGCGAAGAACAGAGAAUGGGUGUGGCUGCGCACCAGCGCGUUCUCCUUCCUCAACCCGUACACCGACGAGGUGGAGUACAUCGUGUGCACGAACACCACCGCCAAGUCGCUGCAUUCGACCAGCGAAGCGCCGCCGGCUGAGGCGCCCGAGCAGGUCGCCUACCAGCAGCCGGGCCUGGACUAUAGCCUGCAGCGACGCGACCCCGGCCUCUACUCCCACAUGCUGCCCACCAGUCAACAUAUCCAGAGCGAGUACCUGCCCAUGUCGACGGCGGCCGGCUGCCCCGACCGGGCGGACGACGCGCGCUACCCGCGGCUGCUGGCCGACGCGCAACAGGCCGCCCGCCCCGCCAGCGGUCAGAACGUCUACGCGGGCUACGAGCCGACGCCGUCGCCGAUCGCGUACGGCUCGCCGUCGCAGGCCGGCGCCACCUGCAGCAGCAGCGCCAGCGUGCUCGCCAGACUGAGCAAGGGCGGUCCCACGACCAGCCCUACCCCCGCGGCGGCCGCGUGGAGUUUGCGCCAGCCCCCGCCCGCCCCCAACGACGGAGGCGGCUACCAGUACGGCCAGCCCAGCCCGAGGUCGCCCGGUCCCACGUACACCCAACUGAGCGGCGGUGGGCGGGCCGCUGCAGGCCCCGCCUACCAGUGGACGAGCUGGCAGACACAGGCGCAGGCGCAGCCGCAAGCGACCGACGCGGCUCCGCGAGAGCCGCCGGCCGCACAGCCGCAGCCGCACGAGUUGAGCGACAUGCUGCAGAUGCUGGAUCAAGGUGGCGCCGCGUCGUUCGAGGAUCUGAACAUGUUCAAUACAACGUUCGAGUGAGGGGGUGGUAGGGCGGUCGGGGGAGACGUUGACUGUGGCUAUCGCGGAUGAGACGGCUCGGGUUCUGGGAAAGAAUCGAGAUAUUU